Molecule: messenger RNA, 2451 nt
Organism: Penicillium verhagenii
Lineage: Eukaryota; Fungi; Ascomycota; Eurotiomycetes; Eurotiales; Aspergillaceae
Gene: tyr1
Exons: 5
Coding region: 1-2451 (816 amino acids)
Molecular function (GO): carbohydrate binding; oxidoreductase activity
Source: RefSeq, a predicted model, not a curated record
AUGUCCAAGACCGAAUGGACGUAUUAUCCCAUCACGGGUGUCUCUCUGAGUGAUGGGGUUACCGCAGCAUCGAGCAGUGUUGAGGUACCCAUUCGUCGCGAGAUUGACUCAUGGAGCAAAGAUGCUGCCAACGAAAAGCAAGUUAAGCUCUUUGUGCUGGCUUUGUACCGUUUCCAACAGAUGGACCCUACAGUCCGGGAAUCAUACUUCCAGAUUGCCGGUAUUCAUGGACAGCCCAAUGUGCCUUGGGACGAGCCCAUCAGCGCGGAGGAGGCUCACGGUCGAGGGUAUUGUACUCACAAUAACGUCUUGUUCCCGGUCUGGCAUCGUGCGUACCUUGCACUUUACGAGCAACGUAUCUCGGAGAUCAUGACUAAGGAGAUUAUUCCCAAAUUCGCCGAGGAAAUACGCGCUGAGUGGGAGGCAGCUGCCAAGACCUGGCGUCUUCCUUUCUGGGACUGGGGUAUUACCACUUCAGUGCCCGAUUUGUGCAAGUAUCCCACAUUCAUUGUGCCAUCGGUAGAUGGAAAGAGCGAAGAGGUCAUCACCAACCCUCUCUUCCAGUUCCGCAUGCCCACCAACAAGCCCAUGUCGACUGUUGGGUUGGAGAACUUCAAGGAUCCAUGGGUGCCCCAAGGCGAGAUGAUCUACUAUGGCGAAUGUAUUGGUACCAGUCGUUGGCCUCAAGAGGGUGAUAACGUUUCUGGCAGUGCAGCGUGGAGGCACGGUGUGGUGAACAACUACAAAGUUCAGGACGCCCUCAAGAAACCCCAAUGGGUCGCGAACUCUCCUUAUGGCCAGCCUUCAGAGAUGGUCUACCGUCUGCUUACCAUUCCUAUGGAAUACUCGACUUUUGCAACCACUGCCCAACUUUCCGAUGACCAGAGCGUUGCGAACGAUGUCAACAUUGAGUACAUUCACAACAACCUUCACGGUUGGGUGGGAGGAGAUUUGAACGGUCACAUGUCGCAAAUCCCAGUGGCAUCCUUCGAUCCUAUGUUCUGGCUUCACCACUGUAACAUUGAUCGCAUCUUUGCUUUAUGGCAAGCUCUCAACCCCGACAAGUGGUUCGUGGAAAACAAGGUCAACGAAUUCUUCCAGGAGAUUAUUGGCCUCGAUAAAGAUGCCAAGAUCACCCCUCAGACUCCUCUACGACCGUUCCACAAGGACGUUAAGGGAACUGUCAUCACACCCCUUGAUGUUCGUUACCCCUGGAGCCUUGGAUAUACCUACCCGGAGUUGCAGACCUGGAAAUAUGAGCCCCAGAAUUACACCUCUCAGCCAUUUAUCGCUGAUCUCCGUAAGAAGAUCAACGAGCUUUACGGAAUGUCGCGACAGCAGUUGAUCGAUGCCACCUCUAACCUCAAGGGUGUCGAGUACCUCGAGGACGGAACCAAGUCUCUCGACUACUCCUUCAGUGUCCGCUAUCGCAAGUAUGGCUUUGGUGGUGAGCCAUUCUGGAUUCGCAUCUUCCUGUCCCAGGACGGCGUGAAGCAGAAUACCGCCACAGACUUGAUCACUGAAGUCUACAAUUUCAGUCAGAAGCCGGAAUCCAAGGAUGGAAAGCUUGCCUGUGGCAACUGCAAGACUAACCAGAAGGCAAACAUCAAGUCUACUGCAGCCAUCUCCCUCACCCCAGUGUUGAUCACGCUUCUCAAGUCUGGUCAAGACCUGGCUAGUUUGAAGAAGGAUGAUGUUCUCAAGUUCCUACAGAAGCGCGCUUACUGGAGAGUUUUCAAGGGAGGAAAAGAGGUUCCUCGCAACCAGCUUGAUCCCCUUGACCUCGAGAUCAUCGGAAGCAGCAACGACUCUACCCAGUACAACGACCCCACCAAGGCGCCUCUGCUUGAAAACUUCAAGAAGGAGCCCACCAUUUCCGGUGGAGCUGAUGGUGCGCUUGACCCAAGUCUCAAGCAGCCCAUGACACCCUUGCCACCAGUGAGGCCUUUCAUUCCCCAGGCUGGCCUCAAUCUUGGCUCUUCCUUGCCUUUCAAGGAUCCUGUGGGAGUCGACAGCGUGGUGAUAAUUGAAUCUACCAGUUUGGACCUCACCCCGAUCAAGACUUCCACUAUUGACAACACCCAGGUAGUGUUCACCGAUAGCAAGGAUGGAAGCGGUAACAUCUUGUUCUUGCUUUCCUUCCGCAGAGCCGAGAAGGAGAUCGUCCUCAACACCCGAUUGAAUAAUGCAUGGGGCAAGGAAGUCCGUGUCUCUCUGGAGAACAGAUUCAAGGGCACCACCCCGUCUAUUCUGAUUCACGACCAGGGCGAUGGUUACGAAGUGUUCAUUGACUGGAGACACUUGACCUGGUUUGAGAAGCGCGCGAAGGACAAGGUCGCAACCUCCGUCUCUUACUCCGUAAAUGAGACGCAGACACCUGUUUUGUCAUCCAACUUGAAGGUUCGGGUGUACAAAUCGAUGAAAGAAGUGUUCGGGUGUACAAAUCGAUGA